Molecule: messenger RNA, 1649 nt
Organism: Brachypodium distachyon (stiff brome)
Lineage: Eukaryota; Viridiplantae; Streptophyta; Magnoliopsida; Poales; Poaceae
Product: homocysteine S-methyltransferase 1
Exons: 7
Coding region: 434-1438 (334 amino acids)
Biological process (GO): S-methylmethionine cycle
Molecular function (GO): zinc ion binding; S-adenosylmethionine-homocysteine S-methyltransferase activity
Source: RefSeq, a predicted model, not a curated record
CUACUUUCAUGCCCACGGGCUGCAAUAAUAACCUUCUCUGCACCGUAUAGCUGAAAUCUGUGUAUGCAUGCGUAACAUGUCCUGUUUGCGUGUGGUGCCGGUUCAAAACUUCAGAGCGAACCCAUGGUCCUUGUCCAUCCGUCGUCGUCCCUAGACGUCAACCGGAUAUCGAGACCGCACCUAACCCAUGAAGCAGUCCUCGUACGUUCGGUGCUGGCUUGGUCUCUUUCCAUUAGUAGUUUGCUUAACUCUCGGCCAAAUUAAGUCCUGCCUUACCUACCCGGCUGCCCGGCCAUUCUCUCCAUAUAUACCGUCCCUUCUCCUUGCCCGUUUCUCCCGUACCCAUUGAUUCGUCUCAGAGGCAAGCUAGCUCUCGAUUCCUAGCUUGCCUGACCGAGGUCGUUGGUGUGUUGAGCUCUGCAAAGCGUAAUCGAUGGCCGGGGUGGUGGAGGAGCUCGUGAAGAAGGCCGGCGGGUGCGCGGUGAUCGACGGCGGCUUCGCGACGCAGCUGGAGGCGCUCGGCGCCGACAUCAACGACUCGCUCUGGAGCGCCGCCUGCCUCAUCACCAAGCCGCAUCUCAUCAAGGAGGUUCAUAUGCAGUAUCUUGAAGCAGGUGCCGACGUCAUCAUUUCCUCGUCCUAUCAGGCAACUAUCCCAGGGUUCUUAGCCAGGGGAUUACGCCAGGAGGAGGCAGAAGGAUUACUGCGAACAAGCGUCCAUUUGGCGCUGGAGGCACGAGACGAAUUCUGGAAGUCGACGCUGACGAAGCCUAAGCCCAUCUACAACCGCGCCCUCGUCGCCGCGUCCAUCGGGAGCUACGGGGCCUUCCUCGCCGACGGUUCAGAGUACAGUGGAUCGUAUGGAGACAACAUCAUGGCAGAGAAGCUCAAGGACUUCCACAGGCGCCGGCUGCAGGUCCUUGCAAGCGCCGGCCCCGACCUGAUCGCGUUCGAGGCCAUUCCCAACAAAAUGGAGGCACAGGCUCUGGUGGAGCUCCUGGAAGAAGAGGACAUCCAGGUUCCUUCUUGGAUCUGCUUCAGCUCAGUGGACGGCAAGCAUCUCUGUUCGGGGGAGAGCUUCGGGGACUGCCUCCAGAUCCUCAACGCCAGCGAGAAGGUGGCUAUCGUGGGAGUGAACUGCACGCCGCCUCAGUUCAUUGAGGGGAUCAUUCGCGAGUUCAAGAAGCAAACUGGGAAGGCGAUCGCGGUGUACCCGAACAGCGGGGAGGUUUGGGACGGGAGAGCCAAGAGGUGGCUGCCGGCGGAGUGCUUCGGUCGCAAGAGUUUCGACGUCAUGGCGAGAAGAUGGCAGGAGGCCGGCGCCAGCCUCAUCGGAGGAUGCUGCCGGACCACGCCGUCGACCAUCCGGGCUGUUUCCAAGGCCCUCAAGGGCAGAGACCGGGCAUUGAUAUCUCUCGAGAGUUCAGAAUCGGUAUAAAGGCGUGUAUUGUUCCUCAGGUGUAGAAAAUCGAAUGGUUUGUGCUGCUACUAAUCGAAUUUGGGCACUGGUUAUCUAGUCUUACAUUCGGGCUGCUGCUGCUACUGCUACUGUUUGCGCCUCUAUUCUGUCUGGCAUGAUCAUGAUGCAAGAAUUAAAGGACAACGAACAAGUUACGCUGAACAAGUGACUUCUGGAGCGAAUUCAAACA